Messenger RNA from Hippocampus comes (tiger tail seahorse), 2189 nucleotides. RefSeq names its product dystrotelin-like. The record is from RefSeq and is a predicted model, not a curated record. Gene Ontology annotation, biological process: regulation of DNA-templated transcription; synaptic signaling. Gene Ontology annotation, cellular component: plasma membrane. Gene Ontology annotation, molecular function: DNA binding; copper ion binding; DNA-binding transcription factor activity. Bases 94 to 1920 code for a protein of 608 amino acids. Lineage: Eukaryota; Metazoa; Chordata; Actinopteri; Syngnathiformes; Syngnathidae. The transcript has 17 exons.
CAGCUGCGAUGACAGAGGAAACCAGAAUGGCAUUAAAGAUUGAACAGCUUCAGCUCGAUUUGAUGCUAAGAAGGUUGCGGACAAACCCCCUUCAUGGAUGUCACCAGUCUCAUUUCCGGGCUGGAGGACUUCGAUAAAAUCCGUCCGCCUGCCUACAGAGUCGCACUGAAGCUUGAAAGUCUACAGAACAUCUGUCGCAUGGAUGUCGUGUCGGCUCGCCACAUCGAGGCCGCCUUCGACUUGGGGGGCAGAGCCAAGCGGGGGCGAGAUUCUAUCUUGAGCAAGGAGCAAGUAACCCAGCGCCUGAACGGGAUGUUCCGGAGUGCGUCGCCGGAAUUUGCAGAUCGUUCCACUGCGGAGCCGACGGAAAAAUUAUGCAGUCUUAUAUUCAGGAUGUUUGACAGGAAUCAGUUGGGUCAAGUAAGGGCGAUUUCUCUCCAUCUUGCUCUCAUCUGUUUAUCGGCGGAAACUCUCCUGCGGAAAUACGGAGCACUGGCGUGCGCAGCGGCAAGCGCUUCCGGAUCCAUCAAUAGGUCGUCUCUUAGAUCUGUGUUGGAGGAUGUCGACCAGGUUCCUGCACUCAUCCAAGAGGAAGGGGUGUUUGGUGCUGUUGAAGAGGCGGUCGAGUCGUGCUUUCACGGAGUGCUGACCUCCACCAUAGGCAGGGGACAUGUGUCAUCGUGGCUGCAGAGUGAGCCUCGUUUGUUGCAAUGGCUACCUGUACUGUAUCGUCAGUUCAUAAGUCAGAAGGUCGUUCACGCCGUCCGCUGUCAUAUCUGCAAAAUAUUUCCCAUCAAUGGACUCAGGUAUCGCUGUGUGAAGUGUGUGAAAGUCCACGUGUGUCAGAGUUGCUUCCUGUCAGAGCGACACACACGGAAACACAAGAGCCACCACCCAGUGAUUGAGUUCUGCACACAGCCCACCUGGCGAGAGUCUUUCUCUUCAAUUGUGCACCGUGCUCGUCACUUCCUGUUACCACGGCGAUAUACUCAAAGGGGAGCUGACGGGGCGAAAAGUCUAACGAGUGAAGAGGCAAAAGACAGCCAUGAGAUGGCUCCACCUCUUCGUUUGGCUGCCGCUCCCGAAGAAUGCGGGAGCACCGCUUCUGCUGUUGGGGUUUCCCAUGAUUACUCAAUAAAGCCUCGUUCCUCUUCAACGAAAGCCCAACAGACUGAUGAGAUGCUGCCAGAACAGUUGGAGGUAUCCACUCUGCUGACUGAAGUCAGGGACCUGCACAGAGACAAACGGCUACUAGAAGAGCAACUGCAGGUGUGGCGUCUGACUGUCCAAUCAGAACAGGGUAUACUGAAGGAACGCUGCACGGAGAUGGAGGUCACCCUGGAAACAGUUCAAGAACACAACAUCCGUCUGCAGGCGACACUCAUUCAGACACUAAACAAGCUGGAACGACAACAACAACCUGCCAAUGAUGUGUCACGAGACCAGAAUGAGCUGGAGCACACGGAAAACACAGGGAAAGAAAACAUGACACCCUCUUCAGACCUGGAGAUGUGCGUGGUUGAAGAUAUCAAUGAAGAAUUCAUCAUGAAGACAAACGAUGAGUGGGGUGAGAAAGACAAAAGUCCACCCACAACAAUAAACCAGGACAUUGCUUGGUUACACGACAUCCACGAUGAGGAGGCGAAUUGUGCAGGUAGCAGCCAUCGUUGUCAAUCGAUUGAACAAGAGGAUGUCCUAAUAAAGGUGGAGGUGGGUAUGUCUGAUGAACAGGAUUCUGGAACUUGUAGUCCGGAAGAGUUGCUGCAGCAGACUGUGGACCGACUAAUAAGUGCCCUCGGGACUGACAGGAGGAAGGAUAAACAAUCAGGCGAUAAGAGGUUGGCGCUUAUUGAGGCUGCAGACCAUGUUGGAGACUCAUUACUCUACCUGGUGGACACCUUGAGACAAAUCCCCAGCUAAAUGAAGAAAGAAACGUUUAAGCCGUCAACAGUGUCAAAGGCAGUUUAGUCUCCAGGACCAAUUUCAAGUCGACUCAUCGAGCUACUUCUCUCUCUAUCCGCCCCCCCCCUCUCAUUUUAAAAAUACUUUUUUUCUGUUCUGUUGAGUCAUGAAAAUGAGCGGCCAAAAAGACAUGUUUUAAAAAUUCCCUUUUUUUAUUUAUAUUUUUUUUAUUUUGAAAUGGUCCCUAAGUGUUGGCGUUGUAACAACUGUGCUACUUUGGAGUCUUU